AAAUGUGGUCCAAUAUUUUCCUUCUUCCUUGGAUAUGUUUGAAUCUAUAAUAUGGCAUAUCAGAUAUAAUAAUAACCCCUCUUACCCAACAUUUAUUUCCUAUAUAUCUUCGUCUCUAUCCCUCUUCUUUCUAUAUAUAUAGGGACAACUCUUUCUCAACCCUUGUCACUAGUCAAAUAAAAAGAAAUAAAUACUUAUAGUAUAAGAGCAAAGCAGAACACAGAAGUUCUCCAUUUAGAUGGAGAAUAAUAUUGCUUGUUCCAUUAUUUACUUCCUUCUCUUUCUUCUCACAGCUCUACUAAUUUAUAUUUCAAAGAAACAAAUAUGGAAAAACAUACAAAAAGCAAAGCUGCCUCCUGGUUCGAUGGGCUGUCCGUAUAUAGGGGAAACUCUCCAACUCUACUCUCAAGACCCAAAUGUCUUCUUUGCUAACAAACAAAAAAGGUAUGGUAAUAUAUUCAAAACGCACAUUCUUGGGUACCCUUGUGUUAUGCUUGCUAGUCCUGAAGCUGCCAGAUUCGUGCUUGUAACUAAUGCUCACUUGUUCAAACCAACUUACCCCAAGAGCAAAGAGAAGUUGAUUGGCCAUUCUGCUUUGUUCUUUCACCAAGGAAACUACCAUUCUCAACUAAGGAAACUAAUUCAGAGCUCGUUAUCUCCUGAAGCUAUUCGUAAACUAGUUCGCGAUAUUGAGGUCUUGGCCAUUUCUUCCUUGGAAUCAUGGUCGCAAAAUAACCAAGUCAUCAAUACAUUCCGUCUGUUGAAGAAGUUCUCCUUUGAAGUUGGCAUUCUUACUAUAUUUGGUCAGCUGGAUGCUAAGUAUAAAGAGGAGCUUAACAAGAACUAUUCAAUAGUAGAGAAGGGCUAUAAUUCUUUCCCUACGAACUUGCGGGGGACUGCUUAUUACAAAUUUUAUGCUGAACUGUAUAUUCUAUUAUUGUCAAAGGCGAGGAGGAAGCUUAAUCAGAUACUUAGCGAAAUAAUCAGUGAAAGGAAGGAGAAAAAAACAGUAGAGAAAGAUCUGUUGGGUCAUUUAUUGAAUUUCAAAGACAAGAAAGGGCAGACUUUAACUGAAGAUCAAAUUGCCGAUAAUGUCAUCGGAGUACUCUUUGCUGCCCAGGACACAACAGCUAGUGCUUUGACAUGGAUUCUCAAGUACCUCUACGACGACCAGAAACUUUUAGAAGCCGUUAAGGCAGAACAAAGAGCAAUUUACGAAUCAAAUGAAGAAGGAAAGAAGCCGUUGGCAUGGGCUCAAACAAGAAAUAUGUCACUAACUUACAGGGUCAUUUUAGAGAGCUUAAGGAUGUCCAGCAUUAUAUCUUUCACCUUUAGAGAAGCUGUGGUUGAUGUAGAAUACAACGGUUACCUGAUUCCAAAAGGUUGGAAAGUCAUGCCAUUAUUCAGAAACAUUCAUCACAAUCCAGAAUUUUUUGCCGACCCACGGAAUUUUGAUGCUUCCAGAUUUGAGGUUGCUCCCAAACCCAAUACCUAUAUGCCAUUUGGCAAUGGUGCCCAUGCUUGUCCCGGAAAUGAACUUGCCAAACUGGAGAUGCUGAUUCUCAUUCAUCAUUUGGUUACCAAAUUUAGGUGGGAAGUCGUAGCUUCCAGAGAAGCGGUACAAUAUAGCCCAUUCCCCAUACCUGAGCAUGGACUUCCAUCUAGGUUCUGGAAGGAAACAAGAAGCCAAACAGAUCCCUGGAAAACAGAUGCCUCCUGAUAAAACUAAUACUAGCAACAACAACAAAAAGCAGAAAGCAGAAGAUACUUCUGAACUUAGUUUCCAGUUUCUAGUGAUACUCAUCCCUGUAAUUUUUUUCUUUCCUGGGAUCUAUUUUGUUGUCUUUCACGAAAUUGUAUUAUAUAAUUACGGAGUAGUAGGAUCUAUUUUAUUCUCUUCCAAGAAAUUGUAUUAUAUAAUUACGGAGUAGUAUGUAAAGUCAAUCACAUUUGCUAACAAAGAAAACCAUAUCUUUUCUUCUUCCGGCUCAA
Molecule: messenger RNA, 1992 nt
Organism: Nicotiana tabacum (common tobacco)
Lineage: Eukaryota; Viridiplantae; Streptophyta; Magnoliopsida; Solanales; Solanaceae
Source: RefSeq, a predicted model, not a curated record